CUGAUGAAAUACAAGUCUGUUGUGUGGAGUUAUUUCUUCUUUUGUAAAGCAAGAAAAAGUGCUUACUUCAGGAACUUAGUUUAUUUCACAUUUUAUGCUUUUAGUGCGUCAAUUGCCCAAAUUAUGCGUGACAUAAUUUUCUUAUAUUUUUCUUCGGUCGUUGACGCAAUCUCGCGUUUUAGAUAUUUGGGUUAUUUUUACAAAGAUGCCUUUAAUUCAUAAGGGAGCUUUAUAUUUUGCUCAUCACCCACAUCAUGCUAUAAAAGAGGCGUAAGAAAAUCGUGCAAACCCACUCCGAUUGCUAAACGCCGCCUGGGCGUUCAGGAACAAGGAAUGAAAUUGCGGGUUUCCGUUCAAAAUAAUUCGUAAAGUUGAAGAAUACAUGAUUCGAUCAUUACCGUGUGAAUCUAAUAUAGCUUUCAAGUCGGUAUUUCCUUUGCAAGUUCGAGAAGAAACUGGCAAGACAUUUUACAGCAAAUGAAAGAAUCUCUUACAAAUUAAUACAGAUUUCAGUUCGACGUUGGUACAACAUGACUUACAACAAUACUACUACCACCGGCGGCCCUGACCUUGACUGCAUGCAUUCAACCGAACUACACCUGGCGGUACGAGUGGCUAUGGGAAUCAUUGCCGUUCUUUCCAUUUGUGGCAAUGGUCUGUUAAUCUUGCUGUUCCUCCGCAACCGAGUUCUCUUACGAAGCUCAUACAACGUACUGAUCUUGAGCCUGGCUGUCACGGACAUGACAACAGGAAUAGGCCUGAUCCUGACACCAACAUAUAUCAUAGGAGUCCACAACUUUCCAAUUCCAGGAGGCCUCGCUGGAGAACUGUUCUGUCGAAUAGUAGUAUCAUACUACCUCGUGUUUACACUGGGCAUUGUUUCAGUGUAUACAAUAACAUGUUUAUCUCUCGAGCGAUGGUUUGCAGUCGCAAAACCCGCUAAGUACAGGGCAGGUUUCAAAAGUUACAGAAUCUACGUCAUGGUGAUAACGGUGUGGCUGGUGUCGUUUCUAUUUAACGCCCCUCACCUUUUCGAAAUGAAACUGGCGCCUGGUAAUCACUGUGUAUGGGUGUCUCUCACAGAAGGCAAUGUCAGAAAAGGAGUUGCGCUGGUUGAGUUUCUGGGAAAGUUUUUUAUACCGCUUGUAAUCACGUCUUUGUCUUUUUUGAGCCUCUGGAUGAAAGUCAAGGAUUCACCAGCUCUGUUUCAAACAAAUAAAGGCAAAGCUGGCGUACGUCUAUUGCGCAUGUGUGCGAUCAUUGCAGUGGUUCUGGCGAUUUGUUGGUUUCCUAACCAGGUUUACUAUCUGUUGUUCAAAUUUGACAUCACUCAGAUGGACACAACUGCACAUCAAGUGACGGUGGUGAUGUGCAUGGGAAAUUCCACCUUAAACCCGUUCAUCUACUGUGUAACUAACCAAUCUUACAGGAAACAUUUCAUGGAAUUUCUUUGUCCGUGGAAAUCACGCUAUGGUCUUGAAGAGACUCGAUCUGACGACAAGCAAGUUCAUAGAAUGAGUAGCAGUACUACGGUACCAGUACAGCCACAGUUCAUCCCUCGAGUGGCAAAUAUGCCUAGGAAUAACGAGCAUUAUUCACGAAGCGUCUCAGAAAUUCGUAUAUAAGAACCUCUCAUAGGAGGGUGCAUAUAAACUUUAUAAAAGUCCUUUCCCAUAAUAUCUCCGAUAUGACUGCUAUGCUUAUUUUGGCGCUAAUGUUGAAAGUAAUUUUUGUGAAGUUAUAUCAUAAAUUGGAAACAUUGAUAGGAUAUCUGAACAGUACAGGGUCAAAUUUACAACAUGAGCAAUUCAACGCUUCUCUGUUAAACAUGCGCCAAUAGGCGUGAACAGAAGUGAAGUGGUUCAACUGAAAGAAUACUCUUCUAUCGAUUUUUUUCUUGUAAUAUUAUAUUUAGCCAGAUUUUAAAGUACAAAUAACGAGGAGAAGGUUGUGUUCAACACAUCAACUGUCUUGAGCCAAAUAAGCUAAAUAGGCUUCAUAUUUGUUUAGAAAGAGCUGUUAAUAUAUUAAAGAACUAUGUAACCUCAAAAGCAAAGGGAACUCAAGACAAAAGGCGAAAUACUCAGAUUGUUUUUACUUUAUUUUACAGACUCAAGAAGUCUCUUGGUUUGAAAUAUGCUGACAGAUUUUAAGUUUUCAUUCUACAGAUUUGCCCCUUAAUUUUUUUGGUGUACUUGACUACUGUUCGGGGUUCUCGUUUGUCAUGUCUUCUUUUUCAUCAAAAGCUGCCUUGAUG
Orbicella faveolata is the source of this 2257-nucleotide messenger RNA. Its product is annotated as allatostatin-A receptor-like. Gene Ontology annotation, molecular function: G protein-coupled receptor activity. The record is from RefSeq and is a predicted model, not a curated record. Gene Ontology annotation, biological process: G protein-coupled receptor signaling pathway. NCBI's taxonomy places the organism in Eukaryota, Metazoa, Cnidaria, Anthozoa, Scleractinia, Merulinidae. Gene Ontology annotation, cellular component: membrane.